Molecule: messenger RNA, 1009 nt
Organism: Cuscuta epithymum
Lineage: Eukaryota; Viridiplantae; Streptophyta; Magnoliopsida; Solanales; Convolvulaceae
Source: the annotation of a GenBank genome assembly
UCCAAACUGCUUCAAACUUAUCCAGCGAACCCGACCCAAACACCUAACCCGACCCGAUUACAUAACCCAACCCACUGCAGGUCAGGCAUUUGGGCGGGAAAAAUGCAUGUUUUUCCACCUCUUUUUAUAUAGAGGUAGAUGCCAAAGGAAACAUCCUCAAUCACCCACCAACCCAUCCCAUUCGUAUCAAGCAGCAUCUUUGAGGAUAGGAGGUCUGCAAAACACCUUUUCAUCCACCAUACACGCACCUAAGCAAGGGGAGGAAGAAGGAAGGGAAGUGAAGAAGAGAAAGGAGGGAACUAGGAGGAAAACGUGUGGUUAACAAGGUACUUCAAGAACUUUCACGGAGUUGAAAGGGUCGCCGGAGUUGUCGCCGGAGUUUGUUGAAGUUCGCCGGAGUUUCACCGGGGCCAAAUCGGGGAGGCUAGAACUUCAUAAGCUUCACUAAGGUUAAGGCUUGAGACCUAUUCCUGCACCUUUGCCUAGGGUGAUCAUCAAAUAAGGAAGACGUGGUUCGUGCUUUCAUUCUUAUUUGUAACAAUGUAAUUACUCAUGGAUAUUUAAACAAUGUUUUCUAUUAAAUUAUUGAAGGGCCUGCGUGCUCAUGUUCGCCACGUGUGGCUAGUUGUCAAAUACUCCCUCCGGUUCUUUUUAAACUUCAGUGUUUGACUUCACAGUUAUUAAGGAAAUAAAGUUGACUUUACUGUAGAGUACACUGUUGAGACACUGUUUGGCACUGUUGAGACACUGUUUGGCACUGUUUAGCACUGUUUAACACUGUUUUGAUGUAGAUUUCUUUGCCAAUUAAGGAAAUAAGGAAGUGUGAAGUUUAUUUUGGACCGUCCGAAAAAGGAAAGUGUGAAGUUUAUUUAGAACCGGAGGGAGUAUAUUUUAUUUCCGCAUUUGUUGACUAAUAUAUUGAUGUUGAUUGUAUGAGUUUACUAAUCGAUUUGACAAUAGAAUCUAUCGGACGCCUUGUAUGAUUCAAUAAGAAUGAACUACGUUGUUC